Molecule: messenger RNA, 1908 nt
Organism: Rangifer tarandus platyrhynchus (Svalbard reindeer)
Lineage: Eukaryota; Metazoa; Chordata; Mammalia; Artiodactyla; Cervidae
Source: the annotation of a GenBank genome assembly
AUGGCCAACAAGAGCACGGAGAACGGCAUCUACAGCGUGUCCGGCGAGGAGAAGAAGGGCCCCCUGAUCGCGCCCGGGCCCGACGGAGCCCCGGCCAAGGGCGACGGCCCCGCGGCCCUGGGGGCGCCCGGCAGCCUCCUGGCCGUUCCGCCGCGCGAGACCUGGACGCGCCAGAUGGACUUCAUCAUGUCGUGCGUGGGCUUCGCCGUGGGCCUGGGCAACGUGUGGCGCUUCCCCUACCUGUGCUACAAGAACGGCGGAGGUGUGUUCCUUAUUCCCUAUGUUCUGAUCGCCCUCAUCGGAGGAAUCCCUAUCUUCUUCUUGGAGAUCUCGCUGGGCCAGUUCAUGAAGGCCGGCAGCAUCAACGUCUGGAAUAUCUGCCCCCUGUUCAAAGGCCUGGGCUAUGCCUCCAUGGUGAUCGUCUUCUACUGCAACACCUAUUACAUCAUGGUGCUGGCCUGGGGCUUCUAUUAUCUGGUGAAGUCCUUUACUACCACGCUGCCCUGGGCCACAUGUGGCCACACGUGGAACACUCCUGAUUGUGUGGAGAUCUUCCGCCACGAAGACUGUGCCAAUGCCACCAUGGCCAACCUCACAUGUGACCAGCUUGCCGACCGCCGGUCCCCGGUCAUCGAGUUCUGGGAGAACAAAGUCUUGCGGCUCUCCGGAGGGCUGGAGGUGCCAGGGGCCCUCAACUGGGAGGUGACCCUGUGUCUGCUGACCUGCUGGGUGCUGGUCUACUUCUGUGUCUGGAAGGGGGUCAAGUCAACAGGCAAGAUCGUGUAUUUCACUGCUACAUUCCCCUAUGUGGUCCUUGUUGUGCUGCUGGUGCGCGGAGUGUUGCUACCUGGCGCUUUGGAUGGCAUCAUCUACUAUCUCAAGCCUGACUGGUCAAAGCUGGCAUCCCCUCAGGUAUGGAUCGAUGCAGGGACACAGAUCUUCUUCUCUUACGCCAUUGGCUUGGGGGCCCUCACCGCCCUGGGCAGCUACAAUCGCUUCAACAACAACUGCUACAAGGACGCCAUCAUACUCGCCCUCAUCAACAGCGGGACCAGCUUCUUUGCAGGCUUCGUGGUGUUCUCCAUCCUGGGUUUCAUGGCCACAGAACAGGGCGUGCACAUCUCCAAGGUAGCAGAAUCAGGGCCUGGCCUAGCUUUCAUCGCCUAUCCACGGGCCGUCACGCUGAUGCCCGUGGCCCCGCUCUGGGCAGCCCUGUUUUUCUUUAUGCUGUUGCUGCUUGGUCUCGACAGCCAGUUUGUAGGUGUUGAAGGCUUCAUCACCGGCCUGUUGGACCUCCUCCCGGCCUCCUACUACUUCCGGUUCCAAAGGGAGAUCUCUGUGGCCCUCUGCUGCACCCUCUGCUUUGUCAUCGACCUCUCCAUGGUGACCGAUGGCGGGAUGUAUGUCUUCCAGCUAUUUGACUACUACUCGGCCAGCGGCACCACGCUGCUCUGGCAGGCCUUCUGGGAGUGUGUGGUGGUCGCCUGGGUGUACGGAGCUGAUCGCUUCAUGGAUGAUGUGGCCUGCAUGAUCGGGUACCGACCUUGCCCCUGGAUGAAAUGGUGCUGGUCUUUCUUCACCCCACUGGUGUGCAUGGGCAUCUUCAUCUUCAAUAUGGUCUACCACGAGCCGCUGGUCUACAACAACACCUACGUGUACCCGUGGUGGGGCGAAGCCGUGGGCUGGGCCUUCGCGCUUUCCUCCAUGCUGUGUGUGCCCCUCCACCUCCUGAGCUGCCUCCUCAGGGCCAAGGGGACCGUGGCUGAGCGCUGGCAGCACCUGACGCAGCCCAUCUGGGGCCUCCACCACCUGGAAUACAGAGCUCAAGACUCGGAUGUCAGGGGCCUGACCACCCUGACUCCAGUGUCUGAGAGCAGCAAGGUGGUGGUGGUGGAGAGUGUCAUGUGA